Messenger RNA from Thermochaetoides thermophila DSM 1495, 978 nucleotides. RefSeq lists its product as uncharacterized. Gene Ontology annotation, molecular function: DNA binding. Lineage: Eukaryota; Fungi; Ascomycota; Sordariomycetes; Sordariales; Chaetomiaceae. The transcript has 2 exons. The record is from RefSeq and is a predicted model, not a curated record. Gene Ontology annotation, biological process: regulation of DNA-templated transcription. Bases 1 to 978 code for a protein of 325 amino acids.
AUGCAGUCACGACCAUACGCUACUUCUCUCUCGGCCCUCUGCGAGGUCGCCGUUAAGAAGCUCGACAGCCCUCCAACUCAGAAGAUUUCCAUUGCCGGCCUCUUGUGCGAUGAAGCCCAACCGGCACCUGCUCAGAAAUCUUACCACCCUCAAACACCCAGCAUGAGCCCUCCAUCAAGAAGCGAAUCAUUUCUGCCUCUACCCCAGCAACAGCAGCAGCAGCAGCAGCAGCAGCAACCCCAGCAGCACUUCAGACCCUGGGAGAUUCAGAGCCCCACCAGCACAUCCGAGACUUGGGAGACCCCUUCUCACAGCGCUUCCGCGACCACAUCAGACCAGCAGCAACCCAUUUCUCCCCGCACUGACCUGGUCCCACGCCGGAUAUCGGCUCCUCCUCCUCCCCCCCCUCGCCCCGGUUAUGAGUACAUCUUGUACCGUGGGCAGUGGGUUCAGAGCCGAAGCAUGGCGAAGCUGCACAACCUGUCCUGCGAAGUCCGCAGCCCAGGCUCCAAGAGCAGCUCGUCGUCGGGCAGCCAAACCGGGGAGAAGAAGACGCGCAAGGCGCUGCCGGCACACGUGGUCGCCAUGUUUAUGACGUGGUUGUUCGAUGACGAUUUGUAUAACUUGUCGUAUCCGUUCCCAACGGCCGAGGAGAAGAAGAUGUUCAUGGCUGGUGGCGUGACCGAGAGCCAGGUCAACGGGUGGUUCAUCAAUGCUCGCCGGCGCUGCAUCCGUGAUAUUAUUGAGGAACUUAACAAGCAAGGCGUGCCCAUCAAGCAACACAAGCAUCGCCAUCCACCGCCGGGCCACGACCAGCGAAAGAAGAAUCUUACCUUCUCCAACGCGCUGCGCGAGAACAGCCUGUAUGCUCAGCACCGUCGUGCCAUUGAGGCUGUGCGUGCCACCCGCCGUGCUAGGAGCCGUUCUCCGAAGGAGAACGCCCUACCAUCGCCCAAGUGGGAGCCGAUCAUGUGCUGA